Closterium sp. Naga37s-1 is the source of this 1872-nucleotide messenger RNA. Lineage: Eukaryota; Viridiplantae; Streptophyta; Zygnematophyceae; Desmidiales; Closteriaceae. The record is from the annotation of a GenBank genome assembly.
AUGGAUCCGUUUUCCCGCAGCAGCCGCGUGCGCCCGGCGCCGUUGCUUCGCGCGGCGGUGGUGCUGCAGGCGGCAGUGGCGCUCAUCGGCGCGCUUAUGGUCUUCCCCGUGCUCUCCGACGCCGCCUCCGUCGUCGACGUCUACAGAAUGAUCCAGUACGAUCUGGGCGGCGCGCCGUUCGGGUCGCGCAAGGCGUCGUUCAGCCUGUACGCGUCGUCGGGGCUGGCCACGUCAGCAGCAUCGGAGGCGGAUCUGAUGCGCGCCGUGAUCGUGAUGCCGAUCCAACGGAUCAACUUCACUCUCCUCGAUGAGGUGGUGGCGGGAUCCCGCAAAGUGGGAGGGCUGCUCUUCAUCCUGCCACGUCACUUCAGCUCCUCGCUGCCAGAUGGCGGUCAGGGAGAGGACGACGAUGCGGACGAUGACGCCAGCAAGGCCGGGGCAGGAGAGGGCGCGGAGGAGGUGAAGGAGCACCUGGAGGUGGUGGCGCGGCUAGAGGAGCGGCUAUUGGAGGCCAACAUACCGGUGCCUGUGUAUUUCGCUGUUGACAAUGCUGAGCUGUCAAAGCUGGCGGCUGACGUGGAGAGCAACGACAGGGCGGGCAAGCCAGCAUCGGCCACCAAUGGCGGCUUCAAGCUAGUGGUGACAGCGGGCGAGCCCCGCAAGCUGCCAGCCUCCUCGCCCCUACCGGCCAUGGAGGCAUGGCUGUACGGCGACGCGCAGGCGCAGGGGCAGGGGCAGGCGCAGGGCGGGAGGAGGGAGGCGCUGCCCAUAGUGGCCGUGGUGGCACCACUUGACACCUUCGGCCUCGUGCCUUCGCUCGCGUCCGGCCCUGCCAGCAGUGCCAGCGGGGUAGCGGCGGUGCUGCAGCUGCUGCGCCUCUUCUCACGCCUGUUUGCGCUGCUGCCCUCCGCGCGUCCGCCCUUCCACCUGCUCUUCCUGCUCUCCUCCGGGGCACCCUUUAACUUCGACGGCACUCGCCAGUGGCUGGCCUCGUUGGACCAGAGUGUGCAGGACCGCCUCGAGUUCGCCAUCUGUCUGCGCGCCAUUGGUGCAGCGCCAGGGGCCGGGGAGGGGGGCAGUGGGCUGCACCUGCACGCAUCGCGGCCUCUCAAGGACCCCACCAUCCGCGCACUCUUCCACGGCCUGUCCUCCGCUGCAGCAGCCGCGGACCCCCCAACCUCCAUCGCCCUGGUGCACAAGAAGGUGAACAUCUCGGACGCGCGCGUGCCGUGGCAGCACGAGCUCUUCUCGCGCCGCAAGCUCGUGGCCGCCUCGCUCUCCGCCCUGCCCUCUGCUCCGCGCUUCCUGCGCCACUGGGGCGGACUGGCUGACACCAGGGAAUCAGUGGACGAGCACCAGUUGCUGGCUGCCACGCGCCUCAUUGCUGAAACCAUUGCGAGCCACAUAUUCAACAGCACCAGCACCAGCACCGCCAGUGCCAACCCGUCUGAGGGAGCAGCGGCAGCCGCUUCCCCCAUCGCCUUCUUCCCACCCAACUCCUCACUCGCUCCCAGCCUCCCCUACCUCUCUCACUGGCUCUCCCUCCUCUCCCGCGCGCCACGUGUCGCCCCGCUAUUGGCCAAGGACGACCCAAUAAUUGCCGCCAUCCAAGCGGAGAUGGCAUUGCAUGCGGACAAGGUGGAGGUGAGGAAAGCAGCGUUGGACCCGCACUACACGCUCUACUCCACGCCGCAUGCUCACAUGCACGUCUACCAGGUGGCCAGCAUCACCUUCGAUUUAGUCACGUUCCUUGCAGUGGCCAUCUACCUCUCCUCCCUCUUCGUCAUCCUCCAUACAGCCACCAAGGGCUUUGAUGACCUGGUGGCGCUCUUUAAGGGCAAGCCCGCCUACCGCAAGGCAAAGCCUUCGUGA